Messenger RNA from Eupeodes corollae, 916 nucleotides. RefSeq names its product protein Gemin2 (gene Gem2). Gene Ontology annotation, biological process: spliceosomal snRNP assembly; spliceosomal complex assembly. Gene Ontology annotation, cellular component: spliceosomal complex; nucleus; SMN complex. NCBI's taxonomy places the organism in Eukaryota, Metazoa, Arthropoda, Insecta, Diptera, Syrphidae. The coding region runs from base 107 to 856 and encodes 249 amino acids. The record is from RefSeq and is a predicted model, not a curated record. The transcript is spliced from 2 exons.
CCUUUGACAGUUAUUUUUAUUUUUCGGUGUGUUUUGUUUGUUAAUUCCGACUUCUCUGCCGAUUUUUCUCAUUUUUUUAUUUUGGAAAGUUUUAUUUCAAAUAGAAAUGGACUUAGAAUCAUUUCAACAACAAGCACUACAAGUUCGACAACCUGAUGAAGACUUCGAUCCAGAUUCUAUUCCGCAAAACGGAGAGGAAUUUCUAAUGAAAGUCAUUUACGAGAGAAAACAUUGCCCAGCUAUUCUUGUUAAGCCACCUAAGGGUAAACACUCAAAACCCAACACCGUUACAAUUCCAGAAAUCAAUGAAAUGGACACAUUAAGUGAUGUGUCACCGAGUUCAUUGCGUCCAACAGUCCAAUGGAAGGAUGCUCAAGCUGAAGAUUUCAUAGGAAUAAUGAAUAAAGUAGAAAACAUGAGGAAGCAACCAGAAUCCAAUCAAGCCAGUGACAUCACUCCAUUGCCACUCACUGACGACGAAAAUGAAUGGGAAGCCUUUUGCCGCAAGAACACUCCACUUCUCAGUACAAUCCUACGAAUCGACCAACGUCUAUUGGAGAAACUGCUGGAAUUCGAGUCAGAAUGGUUAAGUGACGAUGAUGGGCAGGACGGCGCAGAUGUAGAUCUUUGUGGCAAAGACCAAUGGCUGGGUGCUUGGAUCUAUUCGUCUCUGGCGUGUCUGCGAAUGCCUUUAGAACCAGAUGUACACAGCAUUUUGCGCGACAUUGCCAAGACUUGCAUUAGACUUAGAAACAAACUCGGACCGGAAGAUGUCGAGAAGGCUGUGCCAUACAACUUAUUCAUUUUGAUCAUUUGCAAGGUCUUCGCCCAGCUGGACUUGGCUGAAUUCAUAUAGAUAGUCAUAGACUCAUGUAUUCAAUAAUCUCAUCAAUAAAACUACACUUUAAUUAUUGUA